UUAUUUGUGCGGAAUAAUUUGUUAAUGAGCCGUUUUCAAUGUCGGCGUGCGGUCAUGCGCACUGACCCAGUUUUCGGUAAUUUGUCAACAUCGUUGAUAAAUCACAUGGUAAUAUUGACAAGUUAUACCCAAUUUACACAAUCCAAAAUCGAUUCGUUUUGUGUGGGUGGCUGAUUCGGGCGUUUCCCAAUGGAAAAGAAAGAAGGGAACGUCUUUGUGGUUGGAAUUGGCGGUGUGUCUAAUGGAGGUAAAACAACAUUAGCAGAAGGUCUCGGUCGCUGUUUAGAAAAUGAAGAAUUCAAUGUCACUGUAAUACAUCAAGACAUAUAUUUUAAGGAAGAGAAAGAUGUGCCGUUGCAUGAAUCAGGCGAAUUUGGAAGAUGGGAUGAAAUGAUUGCGUUUGACAUGGACACAAUGGUCAAAGAUGUCAAAAAUAUUAUUGAAAAAAUGAAAAACACUGAAAAAUCAUCUGUUCUAAUUAUUGAAGGAAUAUUGAUAUUCAAUCACAGGGAAUUGAAUUCAUUAUUCAAUAUGAGAUUUGUUUUCACACUAACAAAGGAGGAAGCGAAAAAACGUAGAUUGACGAGAGAAUAUGAGCCAUCGGAUACUCCUAACAUAUUUGAAUAUCAUGUAUGGCCAAUGUAUAUCCAGUAUCUUGCAGAACUUCGAAAAAUCAAAGUCAAUUUUAAUGAAUUAGAUGGUGAAAUUUCUCAGCAAAAAAUUCUUCAACAAGUCAAAUCAAAAGUUAUGAACAGUUUUCCAAAGGAGAAUGGCUUUAGUUGAUCAUGAUUACUCAAUGAGUUGAUUAACCAAGUUGUACUAUUUUCACUCAAGUGCUAAUGGCUUUGUCUUUGUUUACUAAGUGCAAAUUUGCUCUUUUCUACCUUGGUGCAUCACUUAUCAAUGCAAUGAAUAAACAUGGCUAAUUUGA
This is a messenger RNA of Styela clava, 931 nucleotides long. RefSeq names its product nicotinamide riboside kinase 1-like. Gene Ontology annotation, cellular component: cytoplasm. Lineage: Eukaryota; Metazoa; Chordata; Ascidiacea; Stolidobranchia; Styelidae. The record is from RefSeq and is a predicted model, not a curated record. Gene Ontology annotation, molecular function: 3'-5'-DNA exonuclease activity; nucleic acid binding. Gene Ontology annotation, biological process: DNA catabolic process.